CUUUUUUAAAAGUGCUCCUAACUGUUCUUCACCGACACAAGUUUUUUGGAAAGAAAAGAAGACAUUCGAAACAAUGAGCUUCCCUGUUGUGGACUUCAGCGCCUUCAUCCUGGACGUGGAGGACAUUUGUCCCGCAGACUUGGACCGCCUGAGCAGGGACGUGAAAGAAGCUUUUACCCGAGUGGGCUUCGUCUUCCUGGACAACACCGGCAUCACGCAGGCGGAGGUGGAUGGCGUCAUGGAAGCUUCCAGAAGGUUCUUCCUGCAGCCAGACCACUUCAAGAAGACAUUCGGCAGGAAAAGCUUCCCCAACUGUCCCCUGCACGGCUGGAUCCCCAUGGAGACGGAGAGGGUGGAUCCAGGAACACCAGCAGAUUUAAAAGAGUCGUUCAACAUGACUUCACUACAUCCUGACAUAAAAUGGCCCUCCCCUGAGAUUGUGGCGGGAUUCCAGGAGACCAUGGCGGCUUUUUACCACCGCUGCAAAGAGCUGAGCUUGCGGAUUUUGAAGGUGUUGGCCCACAGUUUGGCUCUGGACCCCGACGUGUUCCUGAGCGCUCACCGCCUGGUCGAAACGGAUGAGAACACGACGACGCUGCGUUCCAUCUACUACCCUCCGGUCCAAGCGGCCAAGGAGGGCCAGCUGAGAUGUGGCCAGCAUUCAGACUACGGGAGCAUCACCUUGUUGUUCCAGGGUUCUGAAGGUCUGCAGGUGCUGGAACAUUCUGGUGAGUUCAUCACUGCUCCUUGCAUCCCCGGGGCCGUUCUCAUCAACAUCGCUGACAUGAUGCAGCGUUGGACCAGCGACCAGUUCGUCUCUCUGGUCCACAGGGUCGUGCUGCCCCCUGCUGGCGACUCCACUACACGGCAGUCUCUGGCCUUCUUCCUCAUGCCCGACGACGAGGCCGUUAUCGCCUGUGCCGACGGAUCCGACAGGUACCAGCCGGUGCAGCUUGGCGCCUACCUUGCUGAGCGCAUCGGCAACAUCUACUCAGAGUAGCGCUGGCGCCGCCUGGAUCGGACUGCUAGGUGAUGAUUUUAGUGAUGAGUCGUACGCACGUCUGACAACUUGCAGCCUCAUUCACUUCAUUGCCACUGCGAGACAUGACGUGGUGGAAAGUACAGGAAGUGAACGUUUGCUGCACAAGACAUUGACAGUCAUUGCAAUCAUUGUUAAAGUACAUAAAAAGCAAACCACAUCAUUAUUGGUGUGGUUGUCAUGACAACAGGAACUACAGGUAAAAGCCAGUAAAUUAGAAUAUUUUGAAAAACUUGAUUUAUUUCAGUAAUUGCAUUCAAAAGGUGUAACUUGUACAUUAUAUUUAUU
Molecule: messenger RNA, 1327 nt
Organism: Nerophis lumbriciformis (worm pipefish)
Lineage: Eukaryota; Metazoa; Chordata; Actinopteri; Syngnathiformes; Syngnathidae
Source: RefSeq, a predicted model, not a curated record